AUGGACACAGACAGGAGCCAUGGCAGCAGUUUCAUGGAUAGAUUGAUUACUUUGUGGGACUCUCUGCAACAAUCACGACAUACUUCUGCCUCACAACAACGCCCCACACAACGAAUUACCCAACCAGCACAUAACACACCGCGAACGUCAAGAAACUUUGGCUAUAAUGCUAACCAUGAUCGAGCCCUGGAAGAAAUCAAACGAUAUGAAGAUUUUACGACAAUAGAUUGGGUACAGGAUUCAAUACAAGAGCGAUCGAGGCUGAACGCUCUUCGACGCGUGGCCUUGGAAAAUAAAUCUUCAUGGAGUACAUGGCUAUGGUUAUCGUACGAGGCAGGGCAAACAUGGAUUGUCGUGUCGAUCGUAGGCGCAGUCAUUGGUCUCAAUGCUGCAUUGAUCGAUAUUAUAACAGAAUGGUUAUCCGAUAUCAAACUAGGCUAUUGUAAAAAUUCGUGGUGGCUGAACCAGAAGUUUUGUUGCUGGGAAAUAGAACGAGAAGAUGGGUCUUGUGACGAAUGGCAGAAUUGGUCGCAACAUUUUAUUAUCAACUGGUUAUUCUAUAUAAUGUUUGCUACACUCUUUGCGGCAGUCUGUGCCUAUAUCAUUCGAUCAUUUGCUCCGUAUGCCGCAGGGUCAGGUAUAUCCGAGAUAAAAUGCAUUCUUGCUGGAUUUGUUAUGAAAGGAUUUCUUGGUGCUUGGACUUUAUUACUGAAAAGUAUUGGACUGCCCUUGGCCAUCGCGUCUGGCUUAAGUAUUGGGAAAGAGGGUCCAUCCGUUCAUACAGCCGUUUGUAUUGGAAAUGUCAUAUCGAGAAUGUUUGGAAAAUUUAAACGAAAUAAAGCUAAAAUGCGGGAGAUACUUUCGGCUUCGUGCGCAGCUGGUGUCGCGGUUGCUUUUGGAUCCCCAAUUGGAGGCGUUCUGUUUUCGUUCGAGGAAAUGAGCUCUAAUUUUCCAAUGAAGACUAUGUGGAGAAGUUUCUUUUGUGCAUUGGUUGCAACCGUUGUUUUACAGGCAAUGAACCCAUUUCGUACUGGCAAACUCGUAAUGUUCCAAGUAACUUAUGAUCGCGACUGGCACUUUUUUGAAAUCAUUUUCUUCAUACUUCUUGGAAUAUUUGGCGGUUUAUACGGGGCCUUUGUAACCAAAUAUAAUCUCAAAGUUCAAACAUUUCGUAAAAAGUAUUUACGAGAUCAUGGUGUUGGAGAAGCUACUAUUCUUGCACUUCUCACUGCGCUGAUUGGAUAUUUCAACAUAUUUAUGAAAAUUGACAUGACUGAAAUUCUUGGAAUAUUGUUCCGCGAAUGCGAAGAGGGAUCAAAUAGUUAUGAAAGUUUGUGUCAGGAGUCACAAAUGUCAAGAAUGGCCUGGUUACUAUUAUUGGCAACCGUCUUAAGAACCGGAUUUAUAAUAAUUUCAUAUGGUGCAAAGGUGCCUGCCGGAAUAUUCAUUCCAUCGAUGGCCGUCGGAGCUACAUUUGGUAGAUUUUUAGGAAUCAUGGUGAAAGGAUUGCAACACGCGUACCCUUCUUUUCCCAUGUUUGCAUCAUGUAAACCGGAUGUAUCAGUAACUGAUAUUUUUGCCGUAUUCAAGUGCAUCACACCUGGAAUGUAUGCAUUCUUGGGUGCUGCUGCCGCCUUAGGCGGUAUAAUGCAUCUGACUGUAUGCAUUGUGGUUAUCAUGUUCGAACUUACCGGCGCGUUAACUUACAUUCUUCCGACUAUGAUAACUUUAAUGGCCACGAAGGCCGUAGGAGAUUUAUUUACUAAAGGCGGAAUAUAUCCUUUUUGA
This is a messenger RNA of Paraglomus brasilianum, 1788 nucleotides long. The record is from the annotation of a GenBank genome assembly. NCBI's taxonomy places the organism in Eukaryota, Fungi, Glomeromycota, Glomeromycetes, Paraglomerales, Paraglomeraceae.